AUGGAAUUGUCUAAGCAGCAACAGCAAUCCAUAGUUAAAUCCAAAUUGUUCAAAGGGCCUCGUUCAAUCAGUAAUCCAGAUAUUUCCAACUUGCAACUCUACAUUACUAAAGCAAAUGGGUUGAGUUCUCCUGGAAUGCUUUACAAUGGUUAAACCAAAACCAAUUAAGACAUCUACAAACUAAUCAACAAAUUUAACAAUAAAGAAAAUGAUUGGUAUAUUCAAGUUUCUGAUGGCCAUGGUACGAAUGGUCAUUAAGUAGCUCAAUUCUUAUAAUAAGUGUUACCCUCCUUCAUAGAAUAGGGUAUUAUGGGUAUCUCAUCCUGUUAUGAUAGAGAUAAGUAACUCAACACAAUCCUCAAAAAUUGCUUCUUAUAAACAAAUGAAGAAUUACUCGAUAGUGGAAUUGAUGUGACUUACUCAGGUGCAACCACUGUAACAGUAAUCUCCUUUGAAAAUGUAUUAUACUGUGCCAAUAUUGGUGAUAGUCGAGCUAUUAUAGGAAGAUUCGAUAAUAAAUUGUCAGUAAUUGAAUUGUCGAAAGAUCAUAAACCUGAUUGUUUUCUUGAGUAAGCCAGAAUCAUUCAGAGAGGAGGUCGUGUGUAAGCAUAUAGUGAUGAAGAUGGGAAUCCAGUUGGACCUGCAAGAGUCUGGAAAUCAGAUGAAGAUGUUCCAGGUUUAGCCAUGUCAAGAAGUUUUGGUGAUUAUGUUGCUAGUUAAGUUGGUGUGAUUUGCGAACCUGAAAUAAUAAAGCAUUCACUCUUGCCUUGCGAUAAGUUCAUAAUUGUUGCAUCUGAUGGAAUAUGGGAAUUUCUCUCUAAUGAAUGGGUUGUUGAAACUGUUUAUGAAUAUUAUAAAAAGGAUGAUGCUUAAGGGGCUUGUUAACGAUUGGUGUAAGCAGCAAGAGAAGCAUGGCAAAGAGAAGAUGAAGUCAUAGAUGACAUUACAGUGGUAAUUGCCUUUAUUAAAUGA
Molecule: messenger RNA, 972 nt
Organism: Paramecium tetraurelia
Lineage: Eukaryota; Ciliophora; Oligohymenophorea; Peniculida; Parameciidae
Exons: 3
Biological process (GO): protein dephosphorylation
Molecular function (GO): protein serine/threonine phosphatase activity
Source: RefSeq, a predicted model, not a curated record